AUGAAGCAUGGCAAAGAACUUGACUUCGAGUAUGUUUGUCUCCAAUUGAGCAACUUGUAUCUAGGCAUGGCUAAUACCAUUGAAGACAAGGAACAUCCUCUUGCGGGGGUGGUCCUCUGCUUUACCUCUAUCCUACCAGAACAACGGACUGAGCUAGCGACAAUUGCUAGUCAAAUGGGAGCAGCACACAAAUUCGAUCUUACGUCCGAUGUCACACAUUUGCUUGUCGGCGAGAUCAAUACCGCAAAAUACAAGUUUGUCGCGCGCGAACGAAGCGACGUCGUUGUACUAAGGCCAGAAUGGGUCGAAGCAGUACGGCAAUCAUGGAUGCAGGGCGAGGACACGGAUAUACGGGCCUUGGAGCAGCAAUAUAGAUUACCGACGUUCAUGGGGUUAUCUAUCUGCAUAACAGGAUUUGAGGAUAUGGCUUACCGCAACUAUAUUCAAGAUACAGCUGCGUCGAAUGGCGCUGACUUCAGGAAAGAUCUUACCAAGAACGUUAGCCAUCUCAUCGCGUGGAAUACCGAAGGCGAAAAAUACAAAUUUGCAACGCAGUGGAACAUCAAAGUUGUUACGCUCAAGUGGUUCACAGACAGUAUAGAGCGCGGGAUGGUGCUUGAGGAAACCCUUUAUCACCCUCUCCUACCACAAGAACAACAGGGCACAGGUGCUUGGAAUCGCUCUGUGUCAGCUAUCAAGGAGAAAGCGCCAGAUAGUGGGAACUCAUCUGGUCCGCGACCCCGAAAAUUGCGCAGGAUUGCAAGCACUAAAUUGGUGGACCAAAAUGAAGGAAUCUGGGGCGACAUCGUGGGUGCAGGACUCGAGAACAACGAGCUUAGACGGUCUACAAACAGCCAGCCAAAGCACAACCAUUCAUCAAUGACAAGAAGAGCGUCAAUUAUACAGGAAGCCAAAUCGUUUGCGAGUGAAACCACUUUUGCGGACGCUCGAGGAUCUCGUCCUGAUACCUUGGAAGCAAAGCCCACAAUCAGCAAUGGUUUCCUAGAUGGUUGCUAUUUCUUCAUAUACGGGUUCUCUUCCAAACAGACGAGCGUACUCCGUCAUCAUCUUUCGUCCAAUGGAGCUCAGUUAGUGAGCUCUCUGAGCGAGUUCUCUCGUCCAGAUAUUCCAAAAAGAGGGCACGGACUUUAUACCAUUGUAUCGUAUCGCACACCCCAGUCUGAGGUCCCGUCUACGGAUGAUCUGGCGUUUGAAUGUGAUGUGGUCACAGACAUGUGGUUGGAAAGGUGCCUUGAUGCGAAAGCCCUUGUGCCGCCUGAGACUCAUGUCGCCUGUACACCUGUGCCACUAUUUCCGAUCCCAGGGUUUCACGGCGUGAAGAUAUGCUCAACCGGUUUCUCACGUAUAGACUUGUUGCAUCUAUCCAAACUUGUUGGUCUAAUUGGUGCAUCAUACGAUGAGUAUCUGACGCCCAAAGCAUCGGUCAUGAUCUGCAACGACUCGCGCACCGUCAAUAAUGAAAAAUUGCGGCACACCGCUGAGUGGAAAAUCCCAACUGUAUCCGCAGAUUGGCUAUGGGCGUCUAUCCGAACAGGCCAGAGGAAACCAUUCGAGCCAUAUAUCAUAGAGAGGUCAUCUCAGAGUCAAAGGAGUCUGGAAAUGCGAGCUGGCUCUCGCACAGAGCAGACACAUCUUUCUGAAACAUCCGACAAGCCUAACAGAACAGCGCCAUCGGAUCGUGGAAAGGAAAAGUUGCAAUCAGGCAGUUCCAAACCCAAUAGAACAGCAGGUGACAGUCCUGCCAAAGAACAAUCGAACCCUCGUCGCGAACAAGAAGCCGCGAAACCCCAACCGCCGCAAAAACGGCCAUCCAUCUCCCAAGCAUCAGUAUCGCCCGCAAAAGAACAUCCAACAGCAAACACCGCCUCUCCCUCCAACAAACGAAAAGCGUCAGAUCAACCCACGACCUCCGCCGCACAGUCGGCAAUCGAACUCGCCGUAAGCGGAUUCCUUAAACAAGCACGCGCGGCAAACUCCCGCCCAAAACUGGACACGGGAGAUCAGGAGAGCGACAGCCUUCGCCGACGAAGACGAAAGCCGCUCCUCGGCCGCGCACCAUCCCACUCCUCGGCGCAGGGGGUGUUCUCGCGCGCCAGCUCCAUCGACACACUGAACGAGGACGGGUGCGGCAGCGCCGUCGAGAGCGUGCCCACGGACGGGAUCGGCUCGUUCCUGAACGGCGCACGGUUCGAGCUCUCGGCAUCCCAGCGCCGCAUCGAAGAGGAAGAGAACCAGGAACCCCCGAUGACGCAGCUGAACUACGAGGACCCGGAUUCUGUCAAAAUGCGAGAGGAGUUCCUCAGCCAUGCGGGCAAGCUCGUCAGCAAGAAAACCCCUGCCGAGCAAGGAACCAUCGUCGGCGAGGUCCGGGAACUGGAGGAUGUGGGAUGGGGGACUGGCCGCAGGACGAGGAACGCGGGUAAGGUCCGGGAAGAUGAAAUAAUGUAG
This is a messenger RNA of Aspergillus clavatus NRRL 1, 2469 nucleotides long. RefSeq names its product BRCT domain protein. NCBI's taxonomy places the organism in Eukaryota, Fungi, Ascomycota, Eurotiomycetes, Eurotiales, Aspergillaceae. The transcript is spliced from 6 exons. The coding region runs from base 1 to 2469 and encodes 822 amino acids. The record is from RefSeq and is a predicted model, not a curated record. Gene Ontology annotation, biological process: DNA replication initiation; mitotic G2 DNA damage checkpoint signaling; mitotic DNA replication checkpoint signaling.